AUGACGAAACAAGUUGAUCUUCCAAUUCGUCCGACGGUAGUCAGGACCAAGUCACAACUUCGUCGUCGCAGUGAUCGAAUCCAAAACCCCGUCCAGCUCCAGGCUUUCGAAUGGAACCUCCCCACCGACCACUCACAUUGGAAGCGCCUCAGGUUAGCACUUCCGGCUCUGAGAGCUAUUGGGAUCAACAGUCUAUGGCUGCCUCCCGGAAGCAAAGCCAAGGACCCUGAGAGUAACGGCUACGACAUCUACGAUGCGUGGGACUUGGGCGAAUUCGACCAGAAGGGAUCUGUACCCACGAAAUGGGGCACCAAGCAGGAUCUGGUAGAUCUGGCCUCCGACGCCAACAAGAAUGGCAUUGGAUUGGUGUGGGACGCGAUUCACAACCACCGCGCCUAUGCGGACAGUACCGAGAUGGUCAAGGUUGUGGAGGUUGACCCCAAAGAUAGACGGAUAGACAUUACAGACGUGUAUGAGAUUGAGGCGUGGACGAAAUUCGACUACACCGCCAGAGGGGGCAAGUACAGCACAUUCACAUACAACAAGACGCAUUUCAACGGUACGGAUUGGAACCAGCAGAACAGCAAGAGGUCGAUCUACAGAUACGUAGAGGACGGGAAGAACUGGCACCAGGAUGUCGGCACUAGCCAGGGCAACGCGGACUAUCUCAUGCUCGAGAACCUCGACUACACCAACCCUGAGGUCGUGAAAGAGUCGAUGAAUUGGGGUCGGUGGAUUGUGGAAGAGCUCGGGUUGAGGGGCUUCCGCGUGGAUGCCGUGCAACACAUCUCCUGGAACUUUGUCAACGAGUGGUCAAAGUACUUGAAGAAGAUCAGUCGGCAAGAUCUGAUGUUCGUCGGCGAGUUUUGGCAUGGCGACGUCCGGGUGUUGACGAGCUGGCUAGACAACAUGCACUCGUUCUUCAGUCUCUACGACGUCCCGCUAAUGUACCACAUCGAGAGGUUGUCGUGGCACCAAGACACAGAUCUGAGAGAAGUUUUCAAGAACACUUUAGUGGAGCAGAGACCGAACAACGCAGUGACUUUCAUUCGCAACCAUGAUACCCAGCGUGGCCAGGCCAUGGACACGCCAAUCGCAGCUGAAUUCAUGCCCCUCGCAUACUCCCUCAUUCUCCUCAGACGGGACGGCCACCCUUGCGUCUUCUUCGGGGAUUUGUACGGCACCGGCCUUCCUCACCUCGAGCCUUCCGUGCAAGAGCUGCCAAACAUCCUCCUAGCCAGGAAGCUCUACGCCUACGGCAAGCAGAAAGAUUACUUCGACAAGCCGGACUGCAUCGGAUGGGUGAGACAGGGCAUCGAAGAGAGACCUGACGGCCUUGCCGUCGUCAUGAACUGGACCCAGGCCGCCGAAGCUGAGUCUCAGAUUUGCAUGCAGGUCGGGCGAGAACACGCCGGCGAAGUCUGGACCGAUGUCAUGGGACUUGAGACCGCCAGCGUCAUGAUUGACGAGAACGGCCUGGGCCUGUUCCCUUGUCAGCGGAACAGCAUGGCUUGCUUCGUCAACAAGGACGCCAAGGGCAGGAAGCGAUUCCCUGUGCGAUUUGAUACCGAUUUCAACAGCCUGCUCAGCUAG
This is a messenger RNA of Colletotrichum karsti, 1593 nucleotides long. RefSeq names its product alpha-amylase. The coding region runs from base 1 to 1593 and encodes 530 amino acids. Gene Ontology annotation, molecular function: hydrolase activity, hydrolyzing O-glycosyl compounds; calcium ion binding. The record is from RefSeq and is a predicted model, not a curated record. NCBI's taxonomy places the organism in Eukaryota, Fungi, Ascomycota, Sordariomycetes, Glomerellales, Glomerellaceae. The transcript is spliced from 3 exons. Gene Ontology annotation, biological process: carbohydrate metabolic process.